AUGUUUACUUGCACCAGAAAGGCCGCACCCUGGAGCCCUGGCGCUAGUGUAGCUCAACCUGUUUAUACAGGAGGUGUAUAAAGGUCAGGAGAGGCUUUAGUCUUGGUAGCUGGAAGGGCAGCAGCCACCUGGGGACCUACAUGUCUGUGGGAUACAGGGAUGUUGGGUCAUACUCUAUCUGUAACAUUUAAACAGUUGUCUGCAUCAUAAUGCAUGCAUCAUUCAGCUAUUCCUUUUGUGACCAUAAUCCAUUUAGCUUUGCUAUUUUGACCGCUGUGGUGAGACACUCUCUGGUGCUGUUGGAUAUUAGUAUGUGAAGAGAUUUGGUAGAGUUUUGGCUCAGAUGUUACGAAACAAUAGGAUUCAAACUGAUUCGAUUUUUGUGAUCCUUUGCUUCUGUAUCUCAUAUCCCCUAAGAAAGACUUAAAUGUAGGUGGAAUGUUGGUCUGGGGCAUUAUUCACAAUAACAGACAACAUUAUUGCUGAGUUAGUUCUGCUGAUAGGCUCUUUGUUUCGCUGUGUGGCUCCCGCAAUACACAAGGAAGAAAUGGAGAACUCAACUGAGAUUGUGUCUUUUUUGCUGGCAGCCUAUGGACAUAUUGGAGAGUUAAAAUACUUAUAUUUCAGCAUAAUGUUGUUAUGGUACUUGUCCAUAUGUGUGGCAAACACAACUCUUAUUGUAGUCAUAUAUGUGGACAAAAAGUUGCAUGAGCCGAUGUACAUAUUGCUAUGUAAUUUAUUUGUGAAUGAAAUUGCAUCCAGCACAUCACUGUAUCCUCUUCUGCUCUCACAGAUGUUUUCAGACACACACGAAGUGACGCUGCCGUGGUGUUUUCUGCAGAUGUCUUAUAUCUACACGUGUGGUUCUGUUGAGUUUUGCAGUUUAGCAGCCAUGGCCUAUGACAGAUAUGUUGCAAUAUGUUCUCCUUUACGUUACAACGUCAUUAUGAACACAGGAAGAGUAGGCAUGAUCGUUGUGCUUGUGUGGACGUAUUCAUUUGUUAAUUUUAUAUUGGCAUUAUCUUUCGUCAUCCGUUUGAAAUUUUGUGGAAAUGUCAUUGACAAAGUGUUUUGUGACCACCACUUAAUAAUUAAACUUGCAUGUUCAGUUUCAGCACUUAACCAAAUAUCUGACCUGGUUUUUGCCUUUGCAACAAUGGUUAUCCCAUUUAGUCUCAUUUCAGUCUCUUAUAUGAAGAUUUUGGCUGUUUGUCUCAAUACGUCUAAAGGAAGCAGACAAAAAGCUGUCUCCAACUGCACACCUCAGAUUGUCACAAUUUCAAACUUGUUUGUUGGCUGCAUUUUUCACUUUGUUGAUUCCAGGUUUGAUGUGGCCCUUGUGCCGGAUAAAUUACGUAUAAUUUUGUCUGUGUAUCUCCUCAUUUGCCAACCGAUGAUCACUCCCUUUAUGUAUGGAUUUAACUUACCAAAGAUAAGACAAUCAUGUGAAAAGUUUCUGUUUUAUAUAAAGUAA
This is a messenger RNA of Scatophagus argus, 1474 nucleotides long. Its product is annotated as olfactory receptor 4D1-like. Lineage: Eukaryota; Metazoa; Chordata; Actinopteri; Scatophagidae. Gene Ontology annotation, molecular function: G protein-coupled receptor activity; olfactory receptor activity. The coding region runs from base 548 to 1474 and encodes 308 amino acids. The record is from RefSeq and is a predicted model, not a curated record. Gene Ontology annotation, cellular component: membrane. The transcript has a single exon. Gene Ontology annotation, biological process: G protein-coupled receptor signaling pathway.